CCCUUGAACUCUCAGUGUAGCUGGUAAAGCUGUUCAGAGAGCAUCAGGAGAGAGGCCCAGCUACAUUGCUCUUUCUAUUUCUCAGAGAAUCCUGGCCCUGUGAGAAUGAGUAACAGCAGCCUUAACAGUAUCAGUGACAACCCAACGUCAUUUGCUGCUGCCAAAGUUGAUUCCUCCUAUGGCGGCAGACUUAUUGAUGUGAAUAGCAACACAGCCUUUCGCUCCCUGUCCCCAACUAUUCCCAUAUCAAGAGGAGAUUCUGGGGUGCAGGAGCAAUAUCCCUUCCAUAAAUGGCAAGCAGAACAUUUGGAUGAUUUACCUGCAGGCUGGAAUACUGGGAGACAAAAGACCAGAGCUGAGCUACUUAAGAGUUCCUUUGACCCCAAGCUGCUUGAUAUGCCAAUUACGCGAGAACAAAUGAAUCAUUACCGAAUAAUUGCUGAAAAUGCCCAAAGUGAGCUGGCCGCCCUGCAUGUAAAAUUUGAAAGUGUACAGACAGAGCUGCUAGAUUUACGUGCAAGGGUGGCCUCCAAGGAAGGCUCUCUGCAAGAACUGAAGACCGAAGUAGAAAAUUAUAAAGAGAACACAGCAAGACAGGCUUCACUGAUAAGCUCUUUGAGAGCCAGAGUCCAAGAAACCGAGGAAGAAUCAAGUCGUUUUUCCACUUCCAAAACAAGAGCCGAUUUUGCUAUGCAAGCAGUUCUUCAGGAGAACCAGGAUUUGAAAGAGAGGAUCCAGGAUCUCGAGUCUAGACUAAAGGCUUCUCUGGCUCAGUGGGAAGAUAGCAAAUCCAAAGCUUCUCGCUACAGCAGGAGCCAUGGACAUUUUCUGUCUCAGCUGUCUACAUGUUUGAAUAUCAAUAUUAGAGCACAAGAAGAGCCAGAGGAGCUGCUGCUUUCCAAGAUCAAUGAGUUGUACAAAGACAACGCAGAGCUCAAAGGCAGCAUUGGCAUUUUAGAGCAAACUGUAAAUGUCCAUGAGACAGAAUCAAAAGGCAGCAGGGAAACUAUUAUGCGGUUGGUUUCUGAAGUCAGCAAAGAACAGAAAAAGGCAUCAUCCUUGGCUAAACAAAUAGAAAGCCUGCAAAAGAAUCUUGAGAGUACCACUGAUGACAAAGAAAGCCUUGAAAGGGAGAUUAAAAUAUUAAAAGAAAGAGUGAGCGCUUCUCAGCGGGCCUGGGAGGCCAGCAAGCAAGAACUCAGCCAGGUCAAGAAAAGCUCCACUGAGCUAGAGCUAAGUUUAAAAAGCACCCGUGGAGAUGCCAAAACAGCUCACAGUCUGCAUGAAUCCUUCAUAGACAAUGUAGCGGCAGCUUUGAGCCGUGACUUUGUGGCCGUGAAACCGAAAGAGGAAGCGAUUCUGGAAAAAAUAUGGGAUAUGUGCAACAAGGCUGAAAACAAAAAGAUGAUAAUAUCCCAGCUGGAAGAAAGAGUGUUCAAGCUUAGUGAACAACUGCAAACCCAGACAGAAUUGCAUCAGGAAGCUAUGAACAGAGCAAGAAAAACAGAGCAGUAUCUGGAAGACGUAGGUGGUCGGCUGAAAUUUGCUGAAGGGGAACUGGUGUCUGGAGAUGUAAUGCGGGAUAACCUCAGUCAUGAAAAGCAGAAGUACAUGAAGUUCUUGGAGCAGCUGUCUGAGAAAAUGAAAGUGGAGAGAGUUGCCACCGACAUUGGCUUUGACAUGCGUCUGGAAGCCAUUCUUGGCCGCGCUGAGCAACUGGUAAAACUAGAAGCUAAUGCUGUCAUUGAAAACAAGACCCGGGCUCAUGGCUUACAGAGAAAGUUAAAGGCACAGAAGGAGACACUUGACAGUAGAGAACUUCAUAUGGAGCUUUUAAGGAAAAAAAUUGCCCAGCUGGAAGAGGAGAAGCAAGUGAGGACAGCGCUGGCAGUAGAGAGGGAUGAAGCUAACCUGACAGUGAGGCGCUUACAGAAAAAGGUGGACAGACUACAGAAGGAGCUGAACGUUGCUCUAGAUUCCAACACUGAACUGAAGGCUAGGCUUUCAGACACUAAUGAUUUAAAGAUCAAGACCAUGGAGCAGCACAAGACAAUUGAUGAGUUAAAUAAAUCUGUAAAUCAGUUAGAGAAGGCAAAAGGGAAGACUCAGAAGAUGCUGGUUUCCGUAAAAUCAGAAUUGGAGUUCACUGAGCGAGAGGCUCAGGAGGAAAAAGAGAGAGCUGGAAAUUUGCUUGAGGUUGUCACCAGUGAGUUGAAGACUCUUAAAAAAACACUGGAAGAAGUUGUUAAAAGGGAAAAACAGCUGGUAGACUUUCGGGAAGUGGUAUCACGAAUGCUGGGCCUAAAUGUUAACGUUUUGGCACUUCCUGACUACGAAAUUAUCAAACGACUUGAAGGGCUGAUCCACAACCACCACCAUCAUGUUGUCUCCUGUGCCUAAAUAUAACCUGUGGACAAGUACAAGUAUAAUGAUCAUUUCAUAAGAGCAAAGUUGGUCUCAGAUGUAUCAUUUAACUUGUUCUAUGAACAUGUACAGCAUGUGCCUUAUGUUUGAAUACACCUUCACAGAGUGCCAUGUUUACCAGUAUCUAUGUGGCUUGUUUGUUUUAUUCUUUAAACCAUACAAGAAUAAGAGACAUACUUAAUUACAUAAUUCAUUUUAGCUUACACUACAUGUCCAAAAAUACCUAGAUACACUUUUUCCAUCUAAGCCUAAGCUAGUUUGAACACUCGCUGCUGAGUUGCAAACUCUCUGGAAGCAACAUCAGAGGAAAAACUAUUCAAUAGGCAUUUGGAGUUUUUAUGGGUGAGCAGCCGCACACAAGCCUAACAUCUCCAUGCAGAGUGCUAAUCAUUGGACUGAGUUGUGUAAAGGUCCCUGCCAUUAGACUCUGGAUCACUGGAAAGAUCAUCUGACUGUGUUUUUCAGAUUCCAGGAAAACACUGCUUUUUAAAAUGUUGAUAGUAACGUUUGCUUAUAGAGUAACAGUCUGGGUUUCACACUAUGGUGUACAAUGACGUUCAUAAUGCCAUGCUUCCUACUUCCCCUAUUUUGGGGAAGGGUCUUUCUUGUUUAAGUGUAAUAAUGCACAAAUUAAGAUUCAUAGCAAAUGGAUUUGCUAGGAUGGGAGUGGAAGACCUUGAAUGGCCUGCACUGAACCUCAACCCAACUGAACACAUUUGAGAUAAUUUUGAAUUUUGGAUUAUUUGACUAAAAUGGAGUUUAUGGGAGACAGCCAUCCUGUAAUUUGGCGCUUUCUGGAUAAUGGGUUUACGCAUAACGAAUCCCAUACCUGUACUAUUGUGGUUGAAUGAAAGCAAAUGUUACCAAUAGUGGUCCAACAUCUAAUUAAAAGCCUCCCAGAAGAAUAGAGGCUGUUGUAGCAGUAAAGGGAAAACUAACUUAAUAUUAAUACCCUUGGUUUAAGAAAGAAUUGUUGGAAAGGCAGGUGUCUGGAUAGUUUUGGCCAUAUGGUGUAUGUCAAGUGCAUUAUUUCACUUCCAGUGGGUAUAUUGUACUUCUCCAAGAUGAUACCGUUAGCUUAAUCAAGUACCCAGAAACCACCAAUAGAUCCCAAUUUCAGAGCUGAAAUGAUAACUAGUGAAUCUGUUACUGGCUGAGUUGCUAUCGCAUGUUUUAGUCCUUAGGCAGGCACUACAGCCCUUUUUUAUGUAUGGCUUACUAAUAUUGCCUAAUGAGAGUAUACUGGAUCAAAUGUGCAUCUGUAUGUUUGCAUACAUUCAGGGAUUUUUUUUUUUUACAAAUGUCAUGAAAUCAACAUUACUAAAUAAGUUGGCACUUUUUCAAUACUUGAUUAUGAUAUAAGGGGUAUGAGAACACGUAUAAAACCAUAUUGCUCUUAUUAAACGGAAGUUCACCUUUAUAUCAACCUCAAACUUUUUAUAUAGGCCCAGCCUUACCCAUCUCAUUUUUGAUUUCCAAAUGUUUGUUUAGCUGAUAAAAUAAUAAUUAAACCACAAAAGAAGACCAACUGAAUAUUAUCUUAGGAUAUUAUUUUCUACAAUAUAAUAAAAAUUGUAAGGUAAACAACCAAUUUAGCAGUUUGUUCAUCACUCAGAAUCUUUAGCUGUGAUUUUUUUAAAUAAUCUGUAACAAUAACAAUACAUUUUAGCAAAAAAUUGGAAAAUAAAUGUAUUUUAUUUUA
This is a messenger RNA of Xenopus laevis (African clawed frog), 4126 nucleotides long. RefSeq names its product coiled-coil domain containing 170 L homeolog (gene ccdc170.L). Lineage: Eukaryota; Metazoa; Chordata; Amphibia; Anura; Pipidae. Bases 106 to 2400 code for a protein of 764 amino acids. The record is from RefSeq and is a predicted model, not a curated record. The transcript is spliced from 13 exons.